UUGAGCUGAUAAGGAUCGCUGGGUGCGAUUGCUAUCAAAAACAAUUGGACAAGAGUUAAUUAGCUUUUCUUUUCACGGUUUCCAUCGAGCGCGGGACCGGGAUGGGAAACCAAGCAUGUUCUUCGCAGGACAGAACGCACGCACGCACGCACGCAUACUACAUCGAAGACUUUGCCCCGUCCCAGGUGUACAGGAGCUGCGUGUGGUUUGUCCUACUUCCUGUACAGUGUGACUGUACCUCGGAUUGUGCGCGAGCAUGUGUGUAACGUUGCGACAAACACUGACCCAUUUCGAUAUGCUGUAAUAUUUACAAGCCCGGAUAAGUUUGAUCUUUUCCGAGAGAGCAGGGGCUGUUCGUCUCGCAGCUAAUUAUAGCCUAAUCCGAGAAAGGCGAAAUUCAAAUUCGCACCUUUUAGUCGCCAAGAUCAAUUAACACCCGUCCCCCAAAGUCAAAGUUUACCACGGGCAAGAUCGGACACGAGAACUGCUGCGUAAAGCGAGUUCAUGCGCAAUGCCGCCGCUACAUCACCAAAGUGAUCUCGCGCAAACGUUCGCAGGCAGACUUCUCUUAAGUGCGCUCGUGAGUGCGUUGCGCGUCGGACGCACGUCCCAGUUUUGGCACUGAGGCGAGUGUGUAGGAACCCAGCGCGUCCUCCUCUCUCUCCUCUAACCUCCUCACAGCGAGACGCACGAUUCCACAGGAUGCUUCACCAUAUGCUUCUCUUAACCGCUGAGUUUGGGGUUUGGAUGUAGGCGAUCCAUCGGGCGCAGAGCGAGUUCUGGAUUUGGAUGCUUCGCUGGCACGGCUUUGCGGGUGAUGGUGAAGCGCGUCUUGCGCGCUGCCGCACGUUUCCUCGAUCUUUCCUCGGGACGUUUGGCGAAGGGAAAUGUGAAGAAGGCUUAAAGAAUGGCAUGUAAACAUGGUUUCUGCCAAGAAGGAGAUGGUGACUGCGAUGUACCCCACUUCUAUUUCCACUCUCCUCUACUUUCUGUGCGUGGCGGCUUGCAUAAAGCGAAUAUCUGGACAGAUCAGAAAGGAUGAGAAAUUAUACCCGGAAAAUUUCACACGCAUUCUGGACCGACUUCUGGAUGGAUACGACAACAGACUCCGACCUGGAUUUGGGGGUCCAGUGACGGAAGUGAAGACCGAUAUUUACGUCACAAGUUUUGGCCCAGUUUCCGACGUAGAGAUGGAGUACACCAUGGAUGUGUUCUUCCGCCAGACGUGGGUGGAUAGGCGGUUGAGGUACGACGGCCCGGUGGAGAUCCUCCGGCUAAAUAACCUGAUGGUGACCAAAGUCUGGACCCCUGACACGUUCUUCAGGAACGGCAAAAGAUCUGUGGCUCACAACAUGACGGCGCCCAACAGACUUUUCCGAAUCAUGAAGAACGGCACCAUCCUGUACACUAUGAGGUUGACAAUAAUUGCAGAAUGUCCGAUGAGACUCGUCGAUUUCCCCAUGGAUGGCCAUUCCUGCCCUCUGAAGUUCGGCAGCUAUGCCUACCCAAAGACCGAGAUGAUCUACACCUGGACCAAAGGCCCGCAGCAUUCUGUGGAGGUUCCAGCAGAGUCGUCCAGCCUGGUGCAGUACGACCUGAUCGGACAGACUGUGUCGAGCGAGACCGUAAAGUCCAUCACAGGUGAAUACGUGGUAAUGACGGUCUACUUCCACUUGAAACGCAAAAUGGGCUACUUCAUGAUUCAGACGUACAUCCCCUGCAUCAUGACUGUAAUCCUUUCUCAAGUGUCUUUCUGGAUAAAUAAGGAAUCCGUGCCCGCCAGAACUGUCUUUGGAAUCACCACUGUUCUGACCAUGACGACCCUCAGCAUCAGCGCCCGUCACUCUUUGCCCAAGGUCUCGUACGCCACCGCCAUGGAUUGGUUCAUCGCCGUGUGCUUCGCUUUCGUCUUCUCUGCUCUCAUCGAGUUUGCGGCUGUGAACUACUUCACCAACGUUCAGGCAGAGAGAGCCAAAAGAAAACAGGCCAAAGCCGCUGCCGCCGCCGCGGCUGCCAAGGGCUCCGUGCCGUCAGGAAAAAAUAAAGACACAGAGGAGGUUCUACAGCAAAACUCAGACACCAAUGGAAACUUACGAAAACGCGUCAACUCCAAUGUCCAGUCUCAGCCAGACUCCAAGAAAACCCAAAGAACCGAAACGUCUAGCAAGAGUGGCACAGCUGCAUCCAAACCGACCUUGACCAGCCAAUCAUCUUCCACCUCAGAGGGUACCAGCAGUUUCUCCAGCCAAUCACGUCUCAGCCCCAGUUCCGCCAGCCAAUCAAAUGCAGCCACUUCAUCCUCUGCCUCAAAGACAACUCCGCCAGCCCCGCCCUCAACUCCAACAGUUCCCGAGAAACCGUCGCCCAGCGCACCCACAGGCUCCGCCCCUCUUCAUCAUCUCCUCGGGCCUAAAUUAGAGAAUAUUAAAAAGAAGGAAGCCAAGGCUGCCCCUCAACCUACCCCUCCUCCAACCGGAGGAGCCAGCAAGAUCGACGAAUACGCACGUAUUUUAUUCCCAGUGUCCUUCGGGGCGUUCAACAUGGUGUACUGGGUGGUUUACUUAUCUAAAGACACCAUGGAGGCAAAGGGAGGCUAACAAGAAGAGGAUUGUUCUUUUUUCUACAACUCAAAUGAAAUAAAGAGCCCUCUUAAGGAUUACGUCAACAAGCAAUUCCAAGAAACGAAAUUAUAUUACAGCAGACAAAACUGCACAAGCGCGCAGAAGAGAUUAUCGGGGUGAAAUAAUAUUAAAACUUUUUCGUUGGUAAUCAAAAGGGCCGUACACAAGAUUAAGCAUGUGGAUAUAUUAUAAUAAGUCAAGAUAAUUCAAUUAAAAACAAUCCAAGCAAUCUCACAGGAAUGAA
Molecule: messenger RNA, 2865 nt
Organism: Puntigrus tetrazona (Sumatra barb)
Lineage: Eukaryota; Metazoa; Chordata; Actinopteri; Cypriniformes; Cyprinidae
Gene: gabra4
Product: gamma-aminobutyric acid type A receptor subunit alpha4
Exons: 9
Coding region: 921-2597 (558 amino acids)
Biological process (GO): synaptic transmission, GABAergic; signal transduction; nervous system process
Cellular component (GO): neuron projection; postsynapse; dendrite membrane
Molecular function (GO): transmitter-gated monoatomic ion channel activity involved in regulation of postsynaptic membrane potential; inhibitory extracellular ligand-gated monoatomic ion channel activity; GABA-gated chloride ion channel activity
Source: RefSeq, a predicted model, not a curated record